Messenger RNA from Arvicola amphibius (Eurasian water vole), 3368 nucleotides. RefSeq names its product TELO2 interacting protein 2 (gene Tti2). Bases 325 to 1809 code for a protein of 494 amino acids. The transcript is spliced from 7 exons. Lineage: Eukaryota; Metazoa; Chordata; Mammalia; Rodentia; Cricetidae. The record is from RefSeq and is a predicted model, not a curated record. Gene Ontology annotation, cellular component: nucleoplasm; cytosol; centrosome.
CCGGAAGUUGCUGAGUGCAGAGUCUGAACGGGGAAAGCUGUAUGUCCUGGGACCCUCGCAGGUGUCACGGCUCAGUAGUUUAUCUUUAAAACUUACUCUUUUUGGUUCUCGGCCUUCAGAGGGAUUAAUUCCUCCACGUGUUAGGAGUUUGAGGCUCUCGCCCUAGCAAGGCCCUUGCACUCGACUCGUCUGCCUCUGGUUUCCGUGCCGUUCGUUGGUAGAUUCCCGCCCCGGGGGCGAGCUUCCCUCUGAGACUCCAGACCCCUCCACGCUUGGGUCUCCGUCCCCGGCGGGGAACCCAACCCACCCGAGGAGCGAGCGGGAAUGAAGCUGGACGACGCCUCCCCGCCCUCCGAGGGCUCUGCCCGCCCCCUCGAAAAUGCCCUCUCCAAGAUUCUGCACUGUCUUAGCCAGGCGUCAGGCCGGGGCCACGCCAGACCCGCCGUCCUGCACGACCUCAGUGCUUUAAUCGAGGCCGCCGAUGGGGACGAGUUAUUUGCGGGAAGUGGGACUCGGGGGAUGCCCGAGGUCCUGGGACAGGUGGCGAAGGCCCUGGAGAAGUUCGCAGCCCCGCCCCAGGAGAAGGCAGAGGGAGGCGAUGGCCAUUCCGAAGUGCCCGAGAAGGCAACCGAAGUCGGGCUACUGUUUCUCAAGCUGUUGGGGAAGGUGGAAACUGUUGCUAAGAGUUCUCCCGUCUGUCCUGCGUGGAAGACAGGCCUCCGCCACUUGGCGGGACCCGUGUAUGUUUUUGCCAUCACACACAGACUGAAGCAGCCCUGGACCAGUGCAAGGUCUCAGCAGGUGGCUGAUGAGGUGCUGUCCUUACUGCUUCGGGUUACGGAGUGCAGUUCUGUGGCAGGAUUCUUAUGCGGGGAAAAUGAGGAUGACCGAGGGAGAUUUGCUACGGUCUUGGGGCUUCUGAAACCCCAUUUGAAUAAGGAAUCCUGGAAGAAUAAUCCUGCUGUUAAACAUGUUUUCUCAUGGACUCUGCAGCAGGUCACUCAGCCCUGGCUGAGCCAGCACCUGGAGAAGAUACUUCCUCCGUCUUUGCUCAUCUCAGAUGACUAUCAGACCGAGAAUAAAGUCCUGGGUGUGCAGUGCCUCCAUCACAUUGUGAUUAAUGUGCCCGCUGCUGAUUUGCUGCAGUACAACAGAGCCCAGGUCCUAUACCACGCCCUUUUCAACCACUUGUACAUGCCAGAGCACCACCUCAUUCAGGCUGUGCUCCUGUGCCUCCUAGAUUUAUUCCCUGUCCUAGAGAGAGCUCUGCACUGGAAGGGAGAUGCAGCUCGAGCCACUUCACACUGUCAUGACGUACUGCACCUGAUCCUCACCCACAUGGAGCCGGAGCAUCGCCUUCUCUUACGUAGGACAUACGCCAGAAACCUGCCUGCCUUUGUGAAGAAGUUGGGGAUUCUAACUGUCCGGCACAUGAAGAGGCUGGAGCAAGUUAUCAUUGGUUAUCUGGAGGUUUAUGACGGACCAGAAGAAGAAACCAGGUUGAAGAUACUGGAAACCCUGAAACUUGUCAUGCAGUAUACUUGGCCCAGAAUUUCCUGCAGAGUUGUGGUCUUGCUGAAGGCUCUCCUGAAACUGAUAUGCGAUGUAGCAAGGGACACAAGCCUAACAUCUGAGGCCACUAAGAACACCCUGCUCCAGGAAGCCACAGACUGCCUGACUCUUCUUGACCAUUGUUCUCAGGGGCAGGUGAAGGGUCUUCUGUCUAGAAUCGUCCUGUCCUGUGAAGACAGCACAGUGGUGAGCUGCAUCAGUAAAGUGCAGCAGUGCUCUGUAGGUGUCCCUGAGUGACACCUAAGAUGACCAACCAGGACGGAAGGGUGUGGAUGGAGUUAUGAAAAAUCUAUUUUCACACUAAACAUUGUAAGUUGGAACUUCUGUUUCCUUCAGUUUAUAAGGGAAAAAAAUGAAGCUGGGUGGUGGUAGCACAAGCCUUUAAUCCCAGCACUCAGCAGGCAGAGGUGGAUCUGAGUUUGAGGCCAGCCUGGUCUACAGAAAGAGUUACAGAAUAGCCCAGGCUACACAGAAAAAUCCUGUCUCAAAAAACUAAAAAGGAUAAAUUGGGAAGGGAAAAUUUAGGACUUGUAAUUUAGAACCAUUUACACACAGUGUCAGUCCAGCUCCGGGGACUCCUGUCAGCUCCCUGGGCUCAGGCUGUUACAAACAGCACAUGUUACAAAAAUACUCUUUACACUGUAAGGCUCUCUCUUCUCCACUCACUCCCUGGAGUGACAUAAAUAUUAACAAUAUAAAUACUGUAUGAAAUAUAGCACAAAAGAGCACAGUUGGAAGUGUUGACUUUUCAGGAUAAAACGUGAAGGAGACUCAUGUGGUUUUGGCUUUGGCUGUGGGCUCUGUCUCCUGCUCAUACUCUAUCUCCACAUAGGCCCGUUUUUUCCGCAAAGGUCCUUUCAAGGGUGCUUUGCCUUUGUGUUUGGCCUUAAGGGCUUUCUCCUCUUCUUCUUCACUGGAGGAGUCAUCCUGCUCUUCAUCACUGCCAGCAUCCAGUUUAUCCAUAUCCUAAUACGUAGAGAUAGAAGUCAGACAGGGAAGUGCACAGUUUCUCCAGACUCUUUCCUGCUCAACCAGUACAGAACAGAGGAGGGUUUAUCUGCUCCUGUGUUCAGGUUCCCCCUGCUCCCCAAAACAUUCUUUAGUCCACAGAGCUCACCUCAAAAUCACUCAGGUCACUCUCAUCUACAUCAUCGUCUUCUACAAACUCUCUUUUACCCACAUCCUAAGAUAAAACAUAGUUACCAGGUUAGAAAAGAAAAAAAUGAAGACCCAGGUUAGACACAUAGUUUUACCUCUUUUCAUAAAUAAGUGAAUCAGAGUCUUCUAAAUCUAUUACUCUCAAGUUUAACAAUUAUAAAUCAAAAAGAAAAAUUAAGGAUGUAAAAGCCUAUAGUUUAUUGGCUGAACUCUACUAAACCAGAAUUAAUCAUCACAUGAUACAAAAGGGGAGUGGAGAACUGGAGGUUAAGAGCACUGGCUCUUCUUCAAGUCCUGAGUUCAAGUCCCAGCAACCACAUGGUGGCUCACAGCCAUCUGUAAUGAGAUCUGAUGCCCUCUUUUGACAUGCAGGCAGAACACGGUAUAUAUAACAAAUCUUAAAAAAAGGAGGGGGGGGGGAUAAUGUUGCCUCUGAAUUGCAUGAAAACAUGCUGUCCUAAAGAUUACUACAUUUUAAAACGAGACAAACCAUACUUACCUCUUCAUCUUCCUCCUCAUCUUCUUCUUCAUCUUCAGAGUCACUCUCUGCUUCCUGUUUCUCAAGGGCCUUGUCGAAGGCAUGGAUGGGGAAGUUGUAGAUGUCGCCAUACUGAAGAAUAAACAUACACUGCCUUUAA